This is a messenger RNA of Porites lobata, 11118 nucleotides long. The record is from the annotation of a GenBank genome assembly. Lineage: Eukaryota; Metazoa; Cnidaria; Anthozoa; Scleractinia; Poritidae.
AUGAGGUUCAAAACUCACAUGCUAAAAGAAUCGAAACGUAUCCUUUUGUAGAAAAAAUACCAAACAAUGUUAGUUGCAGCUACCUUAUAAUCAAGGUAAUUCUAAUCUAUUUCAGUCUAGCUUGAAAUCAGCUUAACAUUGCUUGCUUUAUGCAUCUCUGAACUAGUUUCAGUAAAUUUGCCUUUAUCCUGAUGAGGUAAGUAUUUAAUUUUUUCUGCUGCACACUACUGGAAGUCCAUAUAUUAAUUGCAGAUUCAAGUUUAUAUACACUUUUAAAGGACCUUGAUUUACUUGUGCAUACCACACUGUAUCCCAACCAAGAAUAUUUCGUAUUUUAACAGCUGUUUAUUUCAUAUAGAGGUCUGUGUUCUUCGUUGCUAGCACUCUGGUAGACUUAAUCCAAUAAUUAGUGUUGACUUCUCUUUAAAAAAUUAAUCCCACCCCUUAUGCACCAUGUCAGAGACUGCCCACAAUUUAGGCACGUGGGAGGGGCAUGCCAGUUGGGACCUAUCAAGGUCUAUUAGGUUCUUUCUGGUUCCCCAAGAUAAGUAAAUUAUAUGUUUGAAUAGCCCUCUAAAUAUUAUCAAGUGGCACGCACAAUUGUAACCAUGUGCAACCAUCAUUAACUUUAAUCAUGGUCUCCUUCACUACCCUGCAAGUGGAGGCCUUUCGAUCUUCCUGACUUAUCUAGGAAGACCGAAGGGCCUCUACUCGCAGUGUAGGUCCUCACGCACAGUUGAACCAACAAAACCAUAAAUUCUUGAAAUAUUUCAGGAAUGUUUAUUGUGUUUAUAUGACCAAUUACUGCAAAGAUCAGGACACGUAAGGUAGUGUCAAGACCACAAACAAACAACAAAUGCUUUGACUGUCUCUUCUCUUAUGUCUGAAACCUGUAAGUCAAUGGCUAUUGUGUUGAAGAGUGUGACUGUAUUUUUGUCUUGAUUCCUUGACUGAUUCCAAUACAGACAAAGACCUAGUAAGUUGUGUUGGUUGGACCACAGCGGAUGAACUGUUUUCUAGUGGGUAGGUUGUUGACCAGCUAGGGGGUGCAUUUAUUUGAUUAAGAAAUCCAGAGUUUGAAUUUCAAAUUUUGGUUUGCAGUGAUGACCAUAGUGUGUUGAAGUGGAAUCUAUUGUCUGAUGAGACAACACAGGUACAAUAAAUAAUUUAGUUAUAAGAAUGAUCAAUAACAUUGUCCUUUGGGCUCUCACUUACUUAGUUUUAAUAUGAUUUGUUUGUCAUGAUUUAUUGUGAAAUUGAUGGUGGCCCAUAAGUUCACAGCCACACUAAGCUGCUGUUGCAGUGAUAGUUCAGUGUUCCUUUACUGUGUGAAAUUUUGGCUCUUUAUCUGAUGUACUAGUAUCUGGUUAGGGCUCAAAUUACAGACACCUUAAUUCACACCUGCAUAUUAAAUAAUUCAGCCUAGUAAAGCUUUGCAAAAUACAGCUUAAUAUUUUCCUGUAUAGGGUUUGUGGUCUAUUCAUAACUUAUUCACACUAUAACACUUUAAGCUUCUUCUUUGGGAGAUGGAUGCUGUCUACAGCUGCUGCAUAGUCACAUACCCAGCCUUGUUUUCAGUCAUCCUUGGUUAUUUUGGAUGUGAUGUCAUCUGUCAAGCUUGUCAGGAGAAUUUGCGCAGGGUGCGGCUCCAUGAAACAUGGUUACCUUUAGCCCAGGAUAAAGCAAGGUUUUAAGCAAGGCUUUCUUGUCUCAAGACACGCAACUCAAGCUUUUAAAACACUGUUGAGCCUUAACUCUGAAACAAUAAUGAUAACACAAAAUGUUACUCUAAGCAAUACGUAAGAAGGUAAAAUACAAAUGGGAACAAAAUUUUAAUCCUGGAUUAUUCGUAAUCGGCCUCCAGGGAACCGGGCUCAGGACUAUCACCCUCAGUUUUAAGCCUCCUCUGCUCACUUGGAUAGCACAAACUGGCCUGGGGAUGAGGCUGUCACAUGCCUUUCUUUGAAUAAAUUAUCUCUGCUUUAACUUAAAUUUUAAUACACAGGUGAUCAAGUUGCCUGCAGAAAUCUACCCAACUGACAUUCACUGGUUUCCAAGAAGUGCUGGAGGCAAGAAACAAAGUCAGUCUGAACUAUUUGUUUUGACCUCUACUGAUGGUAAGUCCUUGGUCAUUAAUUUGAUUAAUUAACUUUAAGUUGAGUUUGUCAUUGAACUGAUUUUAUUGCAAGCAUCAGGGACUGACUGUUUCAUUAAUUAUUAAUCAAACAGUCAGUCCAUCAAUUAAUUGUGAAUAAACAAUUGAUUGGUCAGGGCUCAAAAAAGCCCAUCUUGUCAACCGGGACAAGUAGUUUUUCUUGCUGAGCAAGUAACUUGUAAAGCUCACCACUUGCCUGAUGAGUAAGGGCUCAGGUAAGUCGUCCCUAACAAAAUCAUUAGCCAAGACAAGCAAGCAAGAAGUGGCCCAGGCAAGAAAAACUGUUACGUGAGAGAUACUUGCCCAAAAGAUGAGCUAGAAUUCAAGUUUUUUUUCUAGCACUGGUGAUUAAUUAUUGUAAGCACCAAGACAUGAUUCUUUUUAUUUAUCAGGUGAACUGUCAGUACAUUAAAUAAGCACCUCCUUAUUACAGUCAAACCAGGUCAAGCGUACCCCCCAAGAAUCCAUUAAUGAAUUGAUUAUUCAAAAGUUGAAUCUGUUGCUAGUUGUAGAUUUCAGAUUGAUCUCUGCAUUCUUGUAUGUAUAAUGAGCCGUGAAUUCACACGCGAGGCAGUUAUGAAAUUUCUACCAGCUCCAUUUUCCUGAAAUUGACGUAAAUGUCUUCUAAGAAGCUUAAUCCAUUCAAAGAUUUCCAAUCUGACCAAAUACAGAGAAGUUCUCGUAAAACAUUCACUGCUCAUUACGCAUGCAGAAAUGCCGCUUUGAAUUUGACACCAGUUACGGGAACGACUAACGGAUUCAUUUUUCAAAUAAUCAAUUUACUGAUAGAAUCUUGGGGGGUAUGCUUGACUUGGUUUGACUGUAACAAGUAAGCAUAUAAGCUGUUAUCUAAUAAGUGCAACCCUUUUAAUUAACGUUUUGUAAAUGCUGUGUACAUUGCUCUCUCAGUGAAGGUGUAUUAUAUAUUAUUUUAUUGCAGGUAAAUUUCACCUUAUUUCACGCAAUGGUCGGAUUGAGAAGUCUGUUGAGGCUCACAGAGGUGCUGUACUGUCUGGAAGAUGGAGCUUUGAUGGAUCAGCUAUGGUUACAGGUUUGAAAUGCUGCUUUAGUUGGAUUGUAUGACUGUAAAAUGACCUCUUGAAUUUUAAAACUAGUCUUCCUCCUUAACAAAAUCUGAAACUUGAAAACUAUAAGUAUACAUGGCAAAUUUUAUUACUGUCAAACUCAGAAAAAUGUGAAUAGCUGAAAAAUUUCUGGAAUGUUGAUUGUGUAAUGACCAAUCACAAUGAAGUUCAGGACAUGUGACUGGACUAACUACUGUUGGCUGAUUGCGGUUUAGGUUUCUCACACCUUAUUGGCUUUCUCUUCGCAACACAAUAACAUUCCAUGAAUAUUUCCAGUGUUCACGGUUUUGUGAGUUUCACAGUAUGAAGUAUACAACACUCCUACAUUUAUACAACUAUACUUGAUAAAGGCUUCAAUAUGUUGCAUGAAUUUAGUUAAUGGCUAAAUGUUCCAUGGGUCUCUUUAAACAUGGGACAGAGAUUCGAGCUCUUUGCCCCAAUAAGUUUCGAUUUCUUUCUGACACAAUAAACAUUUCAUUUUUGAAUUUUCUUUUUCUUUUUUUCAACUCCUCAUGUUACUAUAAAACUAAUUUGCCUGUAGUGAAAACAAUAUUUGUUUUUGGAGCAUUAUUCUAAUACCAUCUAAACUUAAGUCAAGUUUUGGUAAUUUUUUUUUCUACCAGUUGGGGAAGAUGGUCAAGUGAAGAUCUGGUCAAGAAGUGGGAUGCUCAGAUCAACACUAGUUCAAGCAGGUGGGAAUUUCAAUUCUUCACAGAACCCUGUUUUUCAUAAGGAGAGUCUUACUAUGUUAUUAAACAUUAAUGAUGCUUGCAAGCUAGUAACCUAUCAGACAUGCAAAUUACAAAAGUGUCAGAGUUUGUUCUUUAUGAGGGGAGCAAGGGAAGGGAAGUGGUGACAGCACUCAUCCCCUACCAAUAUGGCCCGUGCUUGAAUCCUGGCAUUGAGGCCAUUUGUGGGUUGAAUUUCUUGUUGGUUCUCUCCCUUGCUCAUGAGGUUUUUCUCCGAGUUCCCGGUUUUCUCCUUUCUUUAAACACUGCCAAAUUCCAAUUCGAUCUGGAAUGCAUGGACAUGUUUCGAUGAGUUCUUUAGAACUCCUAAGUGCUCCAUGGGUAAACAAGUUACAAAAUUACAAAAAAAAGUACAAAAUAAAUAGCCUUUGCAGGGUUGUCAAAAGUAGCUGGCUGCCGACAAAAAUCGCCACCUUUGUACUUGGUUAGUAUUGCCCUGCUACUCUGCUUUGCAUUUCUUUACGGAUGGUGUUUUUUCAAAUAAAAUAUCCCUGGACUGGACGCUAAUUACUUUGACAACUCAGCCGUCUAUUUCAAAACUUUCUGACAACCGUGGCCUUUGGCAACUUACACAUCUGAUAAAAACAAGGUAACAUCACUAGCUCGCAAGCAGCCAUACUAUCGGAAUAGUAAAAGACAGUACUGUUUAUUUCCUCCAGAUGCAUGUUAUUAUUGACCAAAGGGUUUGAUUUGUGGGUCUGGGGGUUUGACUAUAGUUCCUACAACUUACUUAUGUUUAAUCUUAACAACUUGGACUGUAUAUCUACAUCUUCACCUAGACAAAUUUACCCAGCAAUUAUUUGACUAGUAACAGGUUGUGUGUUGUUUUUAGGUACCCCAGUGUAUUCUGUAGCAUGGAGCCCAGACUCAGAUCACAUUCUACACUCAAGCGGAAAACAGUUAGUCAUUAAACCAUUACAAGCCGCUGCUAAGCCAGUACAGGUACAUUGAUCAGACAAGCUAGACUACCAUGCAUGACAAUGACAAGUAAAUCUGUGACCAUACCUACCAUUUUUUUUGAGUCAAAGGGAUGAGAUUUUUAUCCUGAGUCAACCAGGAUGUGUCAAAGAUUUCAGAAGACAAUCUGAAGAUUUCCAAAGCUCUCAGUGUAGAUUUCAGGGAAACUACUUUCAUUCAUAUUGAUCGUCUUUUUCAUUGAUUGAUUUCUUUAAGUUUAUUUACUGUGUAAUGUGAUGUAUUUUUUGAAAAUGUGCCAGUUAAGGCCCUAAUAGACCUGUUUGGGAACGAGUGGAAAUAUACCGUAGUAGUAACUAUAAGUAGUGACUUACAGUUAACAUAGAUGUGCUAUGGUGUUCUUUUUUUGUUGCUACAGUGGAAGGCCCACGAUGGGGUUGUGUUGAAAGUUGACUGGAAUCCUAUCAACAAUCUUAUCAUCUCUGGUGGAGAGGACUGCAAAUAUAAGGUGCACAUAUAAUAAAUUAUUGUUCCAUUACCUCUUUCUAUUCCGUCUGGUUUUUAUAACAGCAUUGCCGCAUAACCCAGGGUCCGAAAUUAACUCUUUACUAUGGGCGCCAACUGGUGAGGAAGUAUAAAUUUUUGGUCACCAGAGGGCAAAUUAUUUUUGCCAAAAAUUCCCCUUGGUGGCUUGGAAACGUUCAACUCGUAUUGAUCGUAGCUGUUGUGGAGGUAUAUUUACAGGAAGAUUCGUUUCACGUUUAAAUUUAAAAAAUAUCAGCAGGACAAAGAGUAAGACACCUGUUGGCAAAGAGCUUUGAGGUUUCAAUUCUGAAUCAUUUUCUCCGAGCAUGAAAGUCUACAAUAACAAAAAAAAACAGCUUUACAAUUUGCCAGCUGGCGACCAGCUAUGAACUUCUGGUCGCCAGAAUUGAAUUUUUGGUCGCAUUGGCGACCAGGAAGGCGCAAUUUCGGACCCUGUAACCUGAUGUAGGAAUACUCACUAAGGGUGUGGCUCUGCAUGCUUUAUUUAACUGUUAACUUGACACUAUCGUCUCAUUUAUUUGCAGACCAAUGUCCUUUAAUUUUGGGAGGAUCAUUCUACCUUAAAAUUAAUUUUUUGUGAUGUGAUCAAUAUGAUCGCUAGCCUGAGAAAACAGCUGACAUUUGGUGACACUACCACUAGUUUCCCCACCAAGUGACGUCUAAGAAAGGAGCGCAGAAAUCCCAUACUGAUGACGUGUCACUACACUGAUCUGGGUAGUGCUCCUGAUUGGUUGAAUCAAAUUUCCCACGCAGCACGACCAAUCAGAGGCACUACUCAGAUCUGGGUAGUGAUGUGUCAUCAGUAUGGAAUUUCUGUGUUGGUUUCUCAGACGUCACUUGGCAGGGAAACCAGUGGGACCAUCGCCAAAUGUUGUCUGUUUUCUCAGGCUAUGUGAUAGCAAUAUAUACAUGUAACUAAACGGACCCAAUUGGUGUACUCUAUGAGCCAUUGUAAAAUAUGAAACCUGUCCAUCCAUACAGCCAGCAUGGGAAAGAAUCUUGUGAUGAGCCACAAGAUGUUGAGUAAAGCCAGGAGUGGUGGGAGAAAGAGGAGCAGGCCUCUGAUCCAUUAAUAGCUCCCAUGCACGAUUUUAAUGUAUAUCGCCAGUCUUGAUAUCUAUUAUACCAUAACAACUAUCACUAUCAUAACUCAAAGACUCAGGUUAAUAAUUUUUGCCAUAUAAAUUAAUAAAGGAUUUUAUUUUUUGCACAAUCAACACAGGUGUGGGAUAGUUAUGGUCGAGUGUUAUACUCCAGUAUGUUACAUGAGUAUCCUAUCACGAGCAUCUCCUGGGCUCCUGAUGGUGAGAAACUGUUUCUUUUGUGUUUCAUUGUAGACUAAACCCCUUCAAAAAUCAGCACAUCAAGGUACUGUUCAGUUACCAUGUUACUGUCUUUUUUUCUCUGCCAGAUUAAGUAACAUAGAAUCUCACCUUUACCUUACUGUUAACGCGGCCCAUACUUUUUGGAUUAGCCAGGGUUGUGGUGGAAAUGGUGUUGAUUUUGAGAGUUAGGGCUGGGGGUGCUGAUGAUGAUGAGGAGGAGGAUGAGGAUGAUGAUGACAGAGAAGACAAUGGUGAUGCCUUUGGUGACAAGUUUGCUAUGUAUCCACAGUAGAUAGAUAAAUGUACUGUACGUGAUAAUCAUCUAUACUUGCUCCGCAGGUGAGCUGUUUGCUGUUGGUUCUUUCAAUACUUUGAGACUCUGUGACAAAACUGGGGUAAGAUUUUCACCUUUUGAUGUAUAUUAAUAUAGUCACAAGAGAUAAAAUUAAUUUAUUACUUUCAAGUACUGGUAGUAGUAAGUCUUACAUUGUGAACCUUCCUUCCUUCCCUUUUGACUAAGAUACGUUUUUUAACCCUUAGUUGAGUCUGUGGACAGAAUACCAUUGUGUGACCAUAAAAUAAAACUUAAGCAGUACUAUUUGUUUUUCAGUAUUAUUGGAGAAAUGACAAUUGGAAAUUUUUUGCAUUUUAAUAUUUUGACAAUCUCUUCAAAGUUUUAGAUAAAUUCUUUCUUGCAGUGGUCCUACACUCUGGAAAAACCCAACACUGGCUCACUGUUCAACAUUGCAUGGUCAAGCGAUGGAACACAGCUUGCCGGGGCUUGUGGGAAUGGUCAGGUGAUCUUUGCUCAUGUGAUUGAGAGGCGGCUUGAGUGGAAGAACUUUGAAGUUACAGUCACAGAUCGAAAGAGUAUAGUGGUGAGAGAUGUCACCAAUGAUGUCAAAGAAUCCUUAGGUAAGCCUUCCUUGUCAUGCCGUAAACUUGCUGCUCAUAAGCACCUCCUCCCCUCUCCCAGUUAUAAGCUUAUCUACCUGCAAACAAAAGACGAAAUUGAUUUUGAUUUAAGUAAUGAUCUGGGUAAGGUGGAUAGCAAUUUCUUUUGUUAUGUGGCAACUGUGCUUUCCCCACAUAGGAAUGUUCUCAUUUUUACACAGAGAAUGCAUAAACCUACAUGAAGGCCGUUUACGCAAUAAAAUGCAUUUACACUCCACGUCGAAAGGGUGGUUUUUUUUAGUUAAAAGAUUUUGACCAAUCAAAGGAGUUGAAAACAACAGCCAAGAAAAGUUUACAAUUUUUCAUGUUCCCCACAUAGGAUUUCUUUGUUAUUGAAACCGAGACCAGAUUUUGUUAUAUGGAGGAUGGUUGGAAAGUAAGGAUGAAUAUAUGUACCGCUUUAUAAAGUUUGGUUAACUUUCCCGCUUUAAGCCAAUCAGAAGUACGUACAGACAAUAGAAAAGUUAGCAUCUUUUUUGCAUUCCAACAUGUUUGUUGCCGUUGUUUCUAUCGUUCUUAACUGGACGGUUUCUUAAUUAAAGACAUUAAAUGCAGAAAUAUGCAUUUUGAUCAGCACUGGUAUGGCUUGUUUGACCUCAGACAUAAAUCCUCCGAAAACCCCUAGUGAAGAUGUAUCGGCCCAGGGCUUAUGAAAGCUAGUGUAUGGUAGUCAUACUGACGAUAGAUACCGUAGAACUGAGUUGUAGCGCCAAUGUAAUACACUAAAAGAACUGAGUGGAGUGUAGUAAUUAGUCUGUAAUCAUAUGUAGUGAUUAAACAAAAUCAGGUGUCUCAUUUAUUUGAUAACAAAUGAUUAGCGUGAGUUGAAUGACAUGAAGCCGUUACCAAUAGAAUAAUUAGAGAAUUUUGUUAUACUUGUAGUUGUGUUACAUGUAUGUCAUCUCUUGUAAAAUGAAUUGAUUGUGAAAUGCUUUUUAUCAGACUUCCGCGACCGCAUCAUCAAAACUUCACUUGCUUUCAAUCAUCUUGUGGUGGCAACUACAUCACAGUGUUAUAUCUACAGGUAGGUCUAAAUCACUGGUUACAAUACUGCUCAUAAUAUUUUAUUGCAAAGCACAAAAUAAAGCUCUUUGACAUAGUUACUUAGUAUGUAAUGGAAGGAAAACUGCUUUUAACCCUGCAAACCCCAAGAUCCAUAGACAAAUUUUCUCCACUGAUUUCCAUACAUUUCCUUUAAGAAUUAUUUGAAAGAACUUAACAAAAGAUCAAAGCAUUUUCCUUCAUGAUCUAUUGAUGACAUUAGGAGAAAAUUGAUGUUGGUCGGAUGUUGGUCACUCUGGGGACUUAAAGGGUUAAACCAAAAAUUUUUACCUGCUACCAUGUGGUUUGUUUUAAACUUAAUUCCAUUACCAGGAAGUUGCUCUCUCUCUGGUCUGCUGUUGAAGCCUUUUCCUCUUGGUGAUUUUUCUUGUCAGCUGGAAAUUUAUACCCUCAUUAUUGCUUUCCAUAUUGAUGUUAUUGGGAUGCGGUCUUGUGUGGCCAGGGAUCCCCUGUCAGUAACUCCAUUCUUAGUCUCCUAUACGCCAUUUAUUGAAUUGUCACUCUACACUCCCCUUGCCUGGGGAGGAGUGUUGUGGGGAGGAGUGUUGUGUGACAACACAAAGAUUGGUUGUGAAUGAGACUACUCUGCUCUCAGUUCACCGAUAAUUACUGGCUCUGCCUUCCUCUUUGUAUUGUGAACUUGAUUAAGGUGGCUCGACUGGAUUCUUUUAGGGGAUACCUCCUAGGUUUGAGUGUUAACUACGUCGGCAUCAGUAAACAUAUGGAAAAAAGGUUGCCACAACUGUACUAUAUAACGAUGAAAAUUUCUUAUGAUCUGGGUUUUAUUGCAAUCGGAGUCGCUAUGGCAACGUAAUGACGCCAUUACGCUUUUUAUUUAUCUUUGUGUUUCUCUGUACCAGGAGUUUUAUGAAGAAAUCGCUUAAGGGAGUAUGUACCUGCCAUAAUUGCCUCCAUUAUGGCAAAGUUUGAACAAAUUCUAUGAGAGCGUUUUCGAAAUAUUUUGAAAUGCAUUUUAAGAAUCAUAGAAACAGUGAAAUAUCAUGCUAACCACACAUUUCGCUGAUAUUUUAAGAAAAUGAUAAGCUUUGGUAACGCAGCUUCAUCUCAUAGUGGUUUGAUUCCAUUGAAAACUGCAUACAGGAAAGGAGAGGAAUUGGUCUGAGCGAUCGCGAGUAAGAAGAAUUUUAUUAACUUGCAUUCAGUUGCUUUUGAUACAGUUUUUGGACGUAAUUUGGUCCAUGCCUAAAAAUUUCGCCUUUUUCUAAAAACCGCUUGAUAAAUGUUUUUAUAAAUUUGACAAUCCCGACAUCAAUUGUCAAGAAAUAUUCCCUGCAAGUUUCGAGAACAUUGAAAACAGGAAAAGCUUUUAAAUACGGCCUCAAAUAUAGCCAAUUUCCCCCCCAGAUUUUGUGUUUACAAGUGAGCGUCCUCAUUAUUCACUGACAUUGUUUUCAAGUUUCAUAGGCACGUGCACAACUAGCAAAAGACAUAAAUUUGCAUCAAAAAGAACUCUCGAUUACUUUCCGAAGAAAUAUCCGGAAUAUACUAAUAAUUGGCUUGUCGUCACAGAUAGCAGUGAGAGCCGAAACGGUGAACGUCACGGCUCAUCGUGCACAUUUAGCAAAAAGAUCUCCGGGAUAUGCUAAUUACCGAGUAAAGAGAUCAGUGAUACAUUAUAACAUCAGAGCAACUCUUUGUGAGAGUUUCUGUGAUGUUAUAACCCGAGUAAGAUAAUUAAGUAUUGCAUCCUACACGAUGAGCCGUGAAGUUCACCGUUUCGGCUGUCACUGCUAUCUGUGACGACAAGCCAAUUAUUAGUAUAUUACUAAUACUCCCUUAAGCGAUUUCUUCAUAAAACUCCUGGUACAGAGAAACACAAAGAUAAAUAAAAAACGUAAUGCCGUCAUUACAUUGCCAUGGCGACUCCGACUGCAAUAAAACCCAGAUCAUAAGAAAUUUUCAUCUUUAUAUAAUACAGUUGUGGUAACGUUUUUUCCAUAUCUUUACUCAUGCCGACGUAGUUAAUUCUCAAACUUGGGAGGUAUCAACCCCAAAAAUUCCAGUCGAGCCACCUUAAACACUUUGGUUGUCCAUUAAACAGCUCACUGGUCUAAACUGGUUGUCUGACUGUGUAAAGAUUUCUUUCAGUGUCAAGAACUGGAAUACACCAAUGAUAUUUGACCUCAAGAAUGGAAGCGUUACUCUCAUUGUUCAAACAGAGAAGUGAGUUCUCAAUUGAAGUGGGGUUCCCAUCUUAUUUUUCUCCCCAUGGAACUGACAGCACUCUUUUUACCUUGCAUUAUUCUCAAUUUUUCAGGCACUUUCUUUUGGUGGAUGAUGCAGGUCUCCAAGUAUACUCCUACGAG